Messenger RNA from Medicago truncatula (barrel medic), 3069 nucleotides. RefSeq names its product NF-X1-type zinc finger protein NFXL2. The coding region runs from base 78 to 2705 and encodes 875 amino acids. Lineage: Eukaryota; Viridiplantae; Streptophyta; Magnoliopsida; Fabales; Fabaceae. Gene Ontology annotation, biological process: regulation of DNA-templated transcription. Gene Ontology annotation, cellular component: nucleus. Gene Ontology annotation, molecular function: zinc ion binding; RNA polymerase II transcription regulatory region sequence-specific DNA binding; DNA-binding transcription factor activity, RNA polymerase II-specific. The transcript has 13 exons. The record is from RefSeq and is a predicted model, not a curated record.
CACAAACAAGUAACUAAUUAAUUAUUUAUUAUGUUAUACAAACAGGUGUGAGGUGUUCGAACAUUACCAAACAAUAGAUGGCGGCAUCACAUAACCACCGUCCGCCACCGCCACAACCACUUUCUGACUCCGAUUCCGACGGCGGUGGAUCCUCCACCACCUCACUCCUCCGCCACUCAGACCUCUCCGAAUCAAUAUUCAAAUCUUACUUCAACUUCUCCGGCCACUCCUCAACCAAUGCCACCUCCGCCGACCUCUCCAAGAUCCAAUCCUUCCUCACCUCCUCCUCCUCCGGCGCUCUCUCCUGCCUCAUCUGCCUCGAACGCAUCAAACCCUCCGAUCCAACAUGGUCUUGCACCUCCCUCUGCUUCGCCGUCUUCCAUCUCUUCUGUAUUCAAAGCUGGUCUCGUCAAGCUUCUGAUCUCGCCGCUUCACGCGCCGUCACGCGCCUCUCCGUGUCCGCAGAACAUGCUGCCGAAACAUCUCUCUGGAAUUGUCCUAAAUGUAGAGUUGAAUAUCCCAAAAGUUUAAUCCCAAAAAUUUACUUUUGUUUCUGUGGUAAAUUGGAGAAUCCACCCAGUGAUGAUCCUUGGGUUUUACCUCAUUCCUGUGGUGAAGUUUGUGGUAGAUCGUUGAAAAAUGACUGUGGGCAUUAUUGUUUGCUUCUUUGUCAUCCUGGGCCAUGUCCAUCUUGUCCACAAUUGGUUAAAGUUAGUUGCUUUUGUGGGUCCCAUCAAGAUGUACGUAGAUGUGGGUUCAAAGAGUUUUCUUGUGAAGCACGUUGUGAGAAAAAAUUGGAUUGUGGAGUUCAUAGGUGUGUUGAGAUUUGUCAUCGUGGCGAUUGUCCACCAUGUCGGGCGCGUGGUGUUUAUAGAUGUCAAUGUGGGAAGGUGAAAGAGGAGAGGGAGUGUUGUGAACGUGUUUUUCAAUGUAGUGAUCCUUGUGAGAAAAAGCUUAGUUGUGGGAAGCAUGUUUGUGAGAAAGGGUGUCAUUCUGGGGAGUGUGGUGGAUGUCCUUUACAAGGGAAGAGAACAUGUCCUUGUGGGAAGAGAGUGUAUGAAGGAAUGCCUUGUGAUGCUCCUUUGCAGGUUUGUGGUGCAACUUGUGAGAAAACGUUGCCGUGUGGGUAUCAUAGGUGUCAUGAACGAUGCCAUCGUGGACAGUGUAUGGAGACCUGUAGGAUUGUUGUGAAGAAAUCUUGUCGUUGUGGAAGCCUUAGGAAAGAUGUGCCUUGCUAUCAAGAUUUGACAUGUGAGAGGAAGUGCCAGACAUUGCGCGACUGUGGUAAGCACCCGUGUAAGCGCCGCUGCUGUGAUGGAGAUUGCCCUCCGUGCUCAGAGAUAUGUGGCAGGAGGCUUCGUUGUAGGAACCAUAAAUGCCAAUCUCCAUGCCAUAGAGGUCCCUGUGCUCCUUGUCCUAUAAUGGUGACAAUUGCUUGUGCAUGUGGGGAGACACAUUUUGAGGUUCCUUGUGGUACGGAAAUGGAUCAAAAGCCACCUAAAUGUCGUAAACAAUGUCCUAUUCAGCCUUUGUGCCGGCAUGCAUCAAUCUCCAAGCCUCACAAGUGCCAUUAUGGAGCCUGCCCUCCUUGUCGCCUACCUUGUGCAGAAGAGUACCAAUGUGGCCAUGCAUGUAAAUUAAGGUGUCAUGGUGCUAAGCCUCCUCCUAAACCUGAGUUUACUCUCAAACCAAAGAAAAAGAAGAUUAUACAACAAAGUGAAAGUGCUCCCGGUACUCCAUGCCCUCCUUGCCCAGAACUAGAAUGGAGACCAUGUGUAGGGCAGCACAUUGGAGCAGAAAGAAUGAUGGUCUGCUCUAAUAAAUCACAGUUCUCUUGUGAUAAUUUAUGUGGUAAUCCUCUACCAUGUAGUAAUCAUUAUUGUACUAAAACCUGCCACGCCUUGGAGAACCGAUCUUCCAUGAACCAGUUACCGAGAAGUGAGGCUUGUGAAGCUUGUUCGCUUUCUUGCCAAAAGGAACGAAAGCCUAAGUGUCAACAUCACUGCCCUCGGCGCUGCCAUCCUGGAGACUGCCCCCCGUGCAAGGUGCUAAUUAAACGUUCAUGUCAUUGUGGUGCAAUGGUCCAUGCUUUUGAGUGCAUUUAUUACAACAGCCUGUCUGCAAAAGAUCAAGAGACUGCCCGGUCAUGUGGUGGACCAUGUCAUAGAAAGAUGCCAAAUUGUACACACCUAUGCCCAGAGACAUGUCAUCCUGGUGAAUGCCGAAAUCCUGAGAAAUGCUCUAAAAAGGUCACUGUUCGUUGCAAAUGCCAAACACUGAAAAAGGAGUGGCUUUGUCAAGAUGUUCAAGCAGCACAUAAUCGUGCUGGUUGCAAUCCAAGCGAUGUACCAAAAAAUCAAUUUGGAGUUGGACUUAUUCCUUGCAAUUCUGACUGUAAGAGUAAAGUGCAGGUUGUUGAGUCAGAAUUGCAAUUACGUAAAUCUAAAGUUACAGAGGUGAAGGAGCAGCCAGAUAAUGAAAAAUCAGGUCCAAAGCGACGAAAAAAGCGAGAGCGGGUAGUGGAAUCGAAGGAACCAACAAUACUGCAGAAAAUGAUUUCCCGAGCAAAGCAGCUUCUUCUAUUUAUAUUUUUCUUGGUCAUACUUGUUGCUGCUACUCAUUAUGGGUACAAGGGACUACUAUGGCUCAAUGAUUGGAUGAAUAAAGUUGAUGAACAAAGACAAAGAUCUUCACGAAUCAGAUGAUUAGUUCAUUUUGUUUACUAUAUUAUUUCUCCUGUUAAUGAAAUUAUAAGAUGCAUCAAGUUUUGAUAUGCUUUGAAUGCUUACGGCACUUGACACUCGCCAUACAAUACAUUCUUUUACCAUGGAACAGGGAAUAAUCACCCCAUAGACACAUUAGACAUGUUCAGAUUUUUCCUGAAUGAGGUUUUCUUUUGGAGGUUCAAUUUAUUUGUAUGUCCAAUAUUGUUACCAAAGAUGUAGCUAUCUGUAUAACUAGUAUGUAACUUAUAGACUAUAGUGCUAUGAUGAUAACUUUACAAUUUUGUUGGAUUGAACAUGUUGCAGUAACAUUUUUAUUAUCAAUUACCUGGUUCGUGCCUUUUUU